AACCCAGAAGCUCACUUUAUCCUUUUUCUCUUUCUUAAGACCCACACUCUAGCCUAAUUAAUAUGCCUUUCCUUCCUUUCACACCACAAAAAUGUUGACUCCAAUAUCAAUCUCUCUUCCCACUUCCCGUCUCUUUUAUUUCCUCCUUCUCUACCUUUAAAAAGCAUUAAUUAUUCUUUCAUUUUUUGGGUUUUUGAUCUUUUUAUUUUAGGAUUCCUUUUCCCCCCCCUUUUUUGUUCAUCUUGUUUUAUGGGGACUGGUUUCUCAGCUUUUUUUGCAAUUGAAACAAGUGGAAGCUCUCUUCCUCCUUCUAAACCUGGACUCGGUGAUUUGCCUGAUAAUUGUAUAUCAUCCAUUUUUACGUACCUGGAUCCGCCGGAGAUAUGUAAAUUCUCAAGGUUGAAUCGGACUUUUCGUGGCGCUUCUUUGGCUGAUUUUGUUUGGGAAUCAAAGCUACCAUCAAAUUAUAAGUUUCUUGUUCACAAAGUUGUCAAUGAAAAUGAAAAACCAGAUAAGCGCUUGUCUAAGAAAGAGAUAUAUGCCCAUCUAUGUCAACCCAAUCGCCUUGAUGGUGGCACCAAGGAAGUUUGGCUGGAUAAGACUUCCGGAAAAGUUUUUUUAUCCAUUUCAUCAAAAGCAUUGAGGAUCACAGGAAUAGAUGAUCGCAGAUAUUGGAAUUUUAUUUCAACCGAGGAAUCCAGAUUCCACACAGUGGCUUAUCUUCAGCAGAUAUGGUGGGUGGAAGUACUAGGAGAGUUAGAGUUUGAAUUUCCACCGGGAAGCUAUAGCCUUUGCUUCCGAUUGCAGCUUGGCAAACCAACUACUACAAGAUUUGGCCGACGAAUCUGCGCCGUCGAUCAGGUCCAUGGUUGGGACGCAAAGCCCGUACGAUUCCAGUUGGCUACAUCCAACGGUCAGAGAGCUUCAUCAGAGUGUUAUCUGAAACAACAAGGGACUUGGAUCCAUUACCAUGUGGGUGAUUUUGUGGUUGAAAACACUAACAUGCCAAUCAAGAUUAAGUUUUCAAUGGUUCAGAUUGAUUGUACACAUACCAAAGGUGGGCUCUGCUUGGACUCUGUGUUAAUAUGCCCAAGUGAGUUUAGGGAAAGGUAAAAGCCUAGCAAAUUAACAUGACUUAAAUGAGUUUUGUAAAUUUUGUUUGUAAAUUAAAGUGGUAUAUGUAGAAUAGAAAUUUGGGGAAAUGCCAAAAAAGACACAGCAAUUUGUUGGG
Molecule: messenger RNA, 1231 nt
Organism: Ziziphus jujuba (common jujube)
Lineage: Eukaryota; Viridiplantae; Streptophyta; Magnoliopsida; Rosales; Rhamnaceae
Product: F-box protein PP2-A14
Exons: 3
Coding region: 250-1113 (287 amino acids)
Molecular function (GO): protein binding
Source: RefSeq, a predicted model, not a curated record